AGCACGCAGGCGAUCAUGCAGGCGUGGAAGAACGCGUGCGGCGCCACUGGGACGCAGAAGAUCGUCAUCCCGGAGGGGAACUUUCUGAUUGGCGCUCUGGAGCUGUCGGGGCCCUGCACGUCCAGCAUCAUCAUCCGCCUCGACGGCAACCUCCUCGGCACCGGCGACCUCAACGCCUACAAGAAGAACUGGAUCGAGUUCAUGCGCGUCGACAACUUCGCCGUCAACGGCCACGGCACCAUCGACGGCCAGGGCCCCCUCGUCUGGGGGAAGAACGAGUGCAACAAGAACUACAACUGCAAGAUCCUCCCCAACAGCCUGGUGCUGGACUACGUGACGAACGCGUCGAUCCGCGGCGUGACGCUGAAGAACGCCAAGUUCUUCCACCUCAACCUCUUCAACUGCAAGAACGUGCUGGUGGAGAAGGUGAACAUCACGGCGCCAGGCGACAGCCCCAACACGGACGGCAUCCACAUGGGCGACUCCGAGAACGUGACCAUCAAGUCCACCAACAUCGCCGUCGGCGACGACUGCAUCUCCAUCGGCCCCGGCACCAAGCACGUCAAGAUCCACGGCUCCCGCUGCGGCCCCGGCCACGGCAUCAGCGUCGGCAGCCUCGGCCGCUACAAGGACGAGAAGGACGUCGAGGACAUCGAGGUCACCAACUGCACCAUCAAGGGCGCCACCAACGGCCUCCGCAUCAAGUCCUACGAGGACUCCAAGUCGCAGCUCAAGGCAACCAAGUUCGUCUACGACCAGGUCGUCAUGGACAACGUCUCAUACCCCAUCAUCAUCGACCAGAAGUACUGCCCCAACAACAUCUGCUCCAAGACCGGCUUAUCCAAGGUCACCGUCAACGACAUCGUCUUCAAGAACAUCGUCGGCACCUCCGCCACGCCAGAGGCCGUCACCCUCAACUGCGCAAACAACCUCCCAUGCCAGGGUGUGCAGCUCGUCAACGUCAACCUCAAGUACACCGGGACACACAACAAGACCAUGGCCGUCUGCCACAACGCCGUCGGCAAGUCCAGCAACGUCGUCAAGGAGCUCGCAUGCCUCUAG
Messenger RNA from Lolium rigidum, 1062 nucleotides. RefSeq names its product exopolygalacturonase-like. The record is from RefSeq and is a predicted model, not a curated record. Bases 16 to 1062 code for a protein of 348 amino acids. Gene Ontology annotation, biological process: carbohydrate metabolic process. The transcript is spliced from 2 exons. Lineage: Eukaryota; Viridiplantae; Streptophyta; Magnoliopsida; Poales; Poaceae. Gene Ontology annotation, molecular function: polygalacturonase activity.